AGGACAGAACAGAACAGUCCAAGUCGAGUGCGCUCUGCCCUUGCAAGAUGUAAAUACGGAUGUUCCUAGAUUCAAGGGAGGUGGAAGCGAGUCCGAGGCAGGUCAGGAGGAACCGGGAGCUCUGGAUAUUGGGGGAAACGCUCCACGAACUAUUAUGAAAAUGCAGAUUUGUCAACAUUCGAGUCGAAUUAGUCAUUAGUCAGGUUCUGCCUUGAGCCUUGAGAGGUCGAGCUGUGGUCUUUCAUCUCUAGGAUCCUAUGCUUUUCAGCUGCUUGCGCUGCCAGCUCCAGCUUUAUUGACGCAAGCUGCGCAGGUUCUCAAUGGUACGGUUGAAUCGCAGAAUAGAGCCUGUGCCAUUCUCUGUAUUUGAUGGUGUUUGGGCGACGCGAGUGAGAUAGACAGUCGCGCCUGUGGGUGGAGUUGCAGGUGGGCAAGAGUUUUUUUAUGCGCAGGGCGAGACGAAGGAAUUACUAUCAUUCACGUCGGUAAUUUAUUAGCUCGGAUUUGUGGAAAAGUCGAUUGCGUGAGAGGAACCUACGGAAGAUACAUAGGAGCAGAUGACGAAGCUUGAGACUGAGGGCACGAACUAAUUGCUCCUUGUCAAGGAAGGGGAAACGAGGUGCAAGGGGAAGAAGUCGCGGAUUAGCUAGAAACCUAAUGUAAUGGUGGCUUUUCUCUUGACAAGGGAGACUAUGUUUACGGAAACCGAUGGAAGACGGGAAAGAGUUCACGGGUCUCAGUUGCAGCUCUUGGUCAUGUCGUGACACAAUUUAGAGCGUUGUUGCCGAGUUCUGGUGCAUCGAUCAUUCUUUUGAGAGGUGGUCCUCAGUCCCAGCUCAGGGUCAUGUCGUGACACAAUUUAGAAGGGUGGUGCCGAGUUCUGGAAUAUCGAUCAUUCUUGUGAAAGGUGGGUGGUGCAGGGGAUAUAGAAGGUUCUUUGGCGCUUAUUCUGGAUUCCCGAACAAGUUCAUCUUCAAUAGCUUGCGGAGAUGGUCAAUUGCUCUACCAAUUGCAAAAGAGUGUGUGUGGAGCUUAUGUCCUCCUUGUUGAUUCCGGGAGAGGAUAUCCCGCUGUAGAAAACUCUGUGAAUUAGGGUUUAUGGUGAUGGUGGCAUCCUCUUCCUGGUAUAUUUGCGAGCUGUUCCCAAUUAGUGGAUCCCUCUCCUGCAAUGUAGGAGCGAAGCGAUGAUGCAUGGGGACAAUACUAUGACCAAAGUGGACGGUUCGAGUUCUUUUGGACAGCUAGAUCCCUUGAAGGAGAAUGGGCAUGGUACUGAGGGUUGCCAGAACCACUCUAUUAUUGAAAAUUCAGUCGUCGAUGGUGAGAUGAAACUCGGAGAUUAUCAAGCAACGUUGGAGCAAUCAACUUUCGGCACCAUUUUGAAUAAUCCUGCUUCGUGUACAAAUGAUACCCUUGUAGGUGCUUCAACAAGGCGACCAGAGAGAUUGAAAAUCAUAGUGAAGAGGAAAGUUGUGGCAGAUGAAUCAGGCAAAGAAGCCCGUACUAAAUCACCUAAUAAGAGACUGAAGGUUGAUACGAGUGGGUUUGUAGGAGGUCAAAAUGAACUACUUGAACUCAAAACAAACACGUUCGCAGGAUCUCCAGCACAAGGAGUCGCAUGUAUGGAUUCAAGGCUUGAUGUGGAAGUUGAGAAGUUGGGGGUUGAAUCCGCACAUGUGUCUCUACCAGUUUGGGGACAACCUCACACUUCUACCAGAGCUAAAACCCAGAAGGUCAUGGCCAUCGAAAGGAAUGAGCCCUUCCAAGCCGAUCAUGCUGUCACCGAUAAUAAGGAGAUGUCACCUACAUUGUUGGACAACUCAUCUCAAGAGCUCCUCAAUUCCCUUUCGCCAGCUUCAAAAUUGUGUGAUGAAGAGCACAUUGUUGCAGCGAAGUAUUCGUCUGCUGGAGUGGGGCUUGUGACUUCUGCGUCGGGAGUACUUGAGAUUACUGAAGUUGGACGAAGUGCCCCAGCUGUGCAGCUUAUUGAAGAUUCAUCUCUGCCCACCGUUGAAGAGUAUAGAGCACCAGAGGAACCUGAUACUUUUGAGACUGGGAGUCCCAUCAACAGAGGUGGUUCAAGUGAUGCUCCUGAACCCACUCACACUCCCAAGGCCAAAAGGACUCCUUUGUUUUUUCGGCCCGCUGAGAGAUCAGUUGAUGACGUCUCCCUGUCAUCACCUUCUCAAUCAUCCAACCCUCCAGCGCCGCCCGCAAAGCGAUCUCCUCUUCCCUUGCCUGGAUCCAGUUCCUCACUGCAACCUCAGCUUAGUUCUGAUAAACCGGAGGCAGAAGAUUACUCUAGAAAUGACGAGGAUCAGUCACUCUCUGGGGAAGCGACAGAUUUAGAUGCUUUUCAGUUACAGUUCAAGGGCAACUUUGAACAAGUGGAGAGAGAAUAUGUUCCCGAAGAGAGUGGAAGUCAGGAUGAUGAAGGAGAUGGAGCCGAAGCCGAAGAUGAAGCAGAGGUUGAGGAAGAAGAAGAACAAGAAGGAGCAAAGGACGAACAAAUUGAAGAACUGGAAGAAGGAGAAGCGGGCGAAGCUGUGGAAGUUGAGGAGGACGAGAUCGAAGAAGGAGAUGAGGUUAGAGAAGCGGAUUUUGUUGCCGUAGGAGAAGAAGAAGAGGACGAGGGGACCGACGGCCUUGAAGAUGGAGAUUUAGCUGACGAUGAGUUCGUCGCUGGAAUCAAGUUUGACAUUGCCGAGCUCGAUAAUGACACUCACGUUACUACAACGUCUGGAGUUGUCUUUGAUGAGAAGCACAUUUUUCGGGAGACUUUCACCACCUCGGAGAAGUCACAAAGCUCCAUGCAAUAUGAAGCUUCUUACUUGUCAGCGUCCCUUGUAAAAAGCUCUGGCUUGGGAGAUUCUCGUUUCUCUUUUCAGAGUCUUGGAAAUGGAAAUCCUUACCCUGUUGAAAAGGAUGACAAUGAUCCUGAGGGUGUCUUUCAAGAUAGAAAUCUUGAAUCAGACCAGCUGGAUGAUACCGCCGGUCUUGAUACUGGAGGGACGAGUUACAGUCAGCAAUCUGAGGACAUCGUGGAUGAAGAUGGAGUCUCCAAACCAAAUUUACUAGGCAGAGUAAAUAUAUGCAACAGGUGCGGAGUACAGAAAACCGGGAGCAAUUGUGACUGUGGAUCUUGGUCUGCUGAAGCAGAGUCACAGGAGGAAGGUUCUCUUUCACCUGAGGAUUUUUCUGAAUCAUCUCAGGUUUUUGGAAAUUCCUUAAAAGUCGAAAGACUAGAUGGAAAUAAGCCGGUUGAUGUGUUUCACAACGCGUAUUAUGUCAAGCAAGUAGAUGAUUGGGAGCCAAAGCGAUCAACAAAACCUUUGGUUCCCACACAUUCUACUUCACAACCAUCACAGUCCAGCAGUGGGGUCAAACGGUUGAAGGUUAAGAUAUCGUCUGGUGUUUCUGUGAAGACAGCUUUACCAACACCUGCUAAAGGGAUUAAUAUCAAAGACGCCCCGACUACCGCGAAGGCCCUCUUAGCCACAGGAUUGCUUGAAGGUUAUCAAGUCAGAUAUCUCGACCGGUCAGGAGGGGUCAUGCUCACGGGCAGGAUAAAAAAUUCUGGCAUAGUUUGUGACUGCACAAAAUGCAAGGGACAGCAGGUCGUCAAUGUGUCAGCUUUCGAGAAGCAUGCCGGAAGUUCUGCCAGACAUCCCAGUGACUUCAUUUUCCUGGAGAAUGGGAAAAAUCUUCAUGACGUAAUGGAAGCAGGUUGGAAAGCUGGAACCAACGGGAGGAAAGUGGUUGAGGCAUUGCAGUCAGCCAUGGGGUUUGCCGCGCGGAAGAAAGAAUCAAAUUCUUCUUGUACAGAAUGUAGCGGAACUGGUGGCACUCUUUUUGCUUGUUCUGGACCUCGUUGUUCUGGUGUGUACCAUAUAGAGUGUGCUGGACUUUCGCAGCCACCUGAAAGUGAUUGGUUAUGUGCACUAUGUGAACCUGCUGAGAACCGUCGACGUUUGUUGAAGGCGAACUCUUUGCCGUCAAGAGAACCCAGCACGGGCAAGCAGGAUUCAAGUGCGAACAUGCAUAAGGCGUUAUUUCUUCCUGGGGCUCUACCUGACGAUGUAGAGGUGGGCUAUUACGUGAAGGGACAGCGUUUCUUGACUGGAGUAAAAAAGGGAAGCGGUAUCUGCUGCAGCUGCUGCGGCCAAGUUAUUAGUUGCUCACAGUUUGAACAACACGCUGGAUGGGGCUCGCGUCGAAAUCCGUACUCGAGUAUCUACUUGGCAGAUGGUCGUUCUCUCCAUUGUGCUGCACUUGCUCUUACAAAGAAGUUGGACGAGACACCCGUUGAAAACAUGGACUACUGUACAGAAUGUGGAGACGGUGGGGACCUUGUUCUUUGCGAUGGUUGUCCUGGAGCAUUCCAUCCAGAAUGUGCAGGGCUUAUAAGCAUCCCUGGAGGUCAUUGGUUUUGCCCACGUUGUAAGAAUCAACAGAACUCUGUUCCUGGAAGUGUUCGCAAAGUGACCACUAAGAUGAGAAAUAAGGGUGGAAGUAAAGCAGGUGGGCCUGCUGUGAAAGAAAGUUUGGACGAUCGCUGUACACGCUUACUGAAAGCAACAGAUACAGUUUCCAGCGGUUGUGUCUUUUGUAGGUCUGGGGAGUUUGCGAAAUCGGGUUUUGGUCCUAGAACUAUUCUUUUAUGUGACCAGUGUGAAAGAGAGUUCCACGUGGGCUGCUUGAAAGAACAUGGCCUAGCUAAUCUGACGGAAUUACCGGACGGGGAAUGGUUUUGUGAAAAAGACUGUCAGCAUAUCCAUGGAAUAUUGCAUCUGCUUGUUGCCAAUGGCAUGGAGCCGUUGGCCGGAUCUAUUGUCAGCAAAGUCAUCGAAAAUAAGAAGCAUAAGGAAGGUCCUGAAGCACCGGAGCCCAGUAGAUUCGCUUGGCAAUUGCUUCAUGGUCGACGAGGUGACCCACAAAAUGGAAAAACCCUAACUGAAGCGGCAGCAAUUUUUUCUGAGUCGUUUGAUCCAAUUGUGGACGAAUCAUCAGGAAGAGAUCUCAUACCUCUUAUGGUUCACAGCCGAAGUAUAAGGGAUCAAGAUUUCGGCGGCAUGCACUGCGUGGUUCUCAAGCGCAAUGAUGAAGUUGUAACGGCUGCCUUAGUUCGAAUUUUCGGUCGACAGUUUGCCGAAUUGCCUCUGGUUGCCACGAGAGCAGGAAGUCAUGGGCAGGGUUACUGCAAGGCCUUGAUCUUGUCUAUCGAGAGACUGUUGGGAGUGCUUAACGUAGAGCGACUUGUCCUUCCGGCCGCCGAGGGUGCGGAAGGAAUAUGGGUGAACAAAUUUGGCUUUUCUCAGCUGUCGGACGAAGAGUCUCGAAGAUUCAGAUCUGAGGUGCAGAUGAUGAUCUUCAAAGGCUCUUCAUUGCUCAAGAAAGUGAUCACCCCAAUGGCAAUACAGUGAGCGCCUUGCAGAGGAGGAAAGUCUUCAGUUCAACUCACGCUCAACAUCCUAAGACUCGAGCCCAGAAACUGGACUCCCAACUCUUGAAGCUUUCUCGUGAGAGCUUAUGUUGGUAUGAUCAUUAUUAUCCAAGGUGGAAGAGGAGGCAUGUCCAAAUCGUGCUCUACUUGCAGGCAAAUCCAAGAACUUGUUUUGUUGAGUUCUUCCAGGAAUGGAAAUUCCACUUCCCCGUAAUUGAGUGUCUUACCAGUUAGUCGAGUCACGAUCCAUGUGCAUCAUGGCGACACAUGUCCGUCUAACUCCCUUUCAAGGAAGGCUGGGACUAAAAGUGCAGCGUUUAGUCUUGGGUGUAUCAGUCUACCGUCAAGUCAUCACCCCGAACAUAUUUGAUUUCGGGUUGAGUAGGUAUAUCGUUUUGCACUGGUCAUGAAUCAACUGACUGGGCGACGAAGUCCAGAAUUUCUUGGAACCGUAGCGGACAUAUGGUUAACAAGGAUGGAGAAUUACAACCGAACGCCACGAUUCUGAAUGAAAAUUUGAAGGUGGUUGAGAAGGCUCCGCAAUCUUGUAAUUCUGACGACGUGAGUAUCACUUGUAAUUAGCAAGCAGGAAAAGAGAACAUGCGUUGUCCAUUUUUAGUUGAAAUAGUGUACCAGGUGAGGUUCCAGUUGAGUCUCUUGUUUUGCGGUCAAGCCAGGAUAGAAUUGAUAUUGUUCUUUACAAAUUGGACUUGCUUACUCCAUGAGGUGUUUAGAAAUUCAGCACCAGGGAUUGAGGCAGAAGGGUUACCUGCUUAGUUUCUUAGGAGUACGAUACUUCAAAAAUCAUGUAAUUGAGCUGUGCAUUUACAGUGCAGCAUGCGACAACACAGCAUUAAGUACACGUUGUAUAUUCUGUCACAUGCGUGACGAGGUUUAGCAUCA
Marchantia polymorpha subsp. ruderalis is the source of this 6346-nucleotide messenger RNA. The record is from the annotation of a GenBank genome assembly. Lineage: Eukaryota; Viridiplantae; Streptophyta; Marchantiopsida; Marchantiales; Marchantiaceae.